AUGGUACAGGCUAAAAUUCGUUGUUCUUGGAGAAUGUGCUCUUUGGUCCAGAAAAUUCUGAAGCUGCUGAAUGGCUUGGAUUUUCAAUUGAUACAUAUAUUCAGGGAGGCGAAUGGAGUAGCUGAUUGUCUAAGUAAGGGUGUUGUCUCAAGAAAAAUAUCUGUUAAUUUUUCGUUUCUUGAUGCUUUGCCCAGUCCUAAUACGGUGCUAAUGGCGCAGGAUCUAUCGGGUUUGUCCACUGUGAGAAAAAAGCUUCGACUGGUGCGGUGCGAUUUCUUCCCCCAUGAUGCAGCUGAAUGGUGCUUGGUUGAGGAAUUGGGCAUCUACAAGAAUGAUUUUUGUCAUAUUAUAUUGCGUUGA
Molecule: messenger RNA, 360 nt
Organism: Ilex paraguariensis (yerba mate)
Lineage: Eukaryota; Viridiplantae; Streptophyta; Magnoliopsida; Aquifoliales; Aquifoliaceae
Source: the annotation of a GenBank genome assembly